AUGCUUUCGGAAUAUGACAUAAUAUAUGUAAGCCAAAAAGUGAUCAAAAGAAGCAUCAUUGUUGAAUUCUUCGUAGACAGGGCCGUUGAUGAUUAUGAGCCCAUGAAGCUUGAUUUUUUAGAUGAGGAACUAAUGGCCAUCUUAGAAUUAGAAGAAGAUAAAGACGAUGAAGAAACAUGGCAGAUGUAUUUCGAUGGGGUCGCUAAUGCCAUAGGGCAUGGGAUUGGAGCAAUUUUGAUAUCUCCAACAGAGCACUACUAUCCUGUUACAGCAAGAUUGAAUUUUAACUACACCAAUAAUGUAGCUGAAUAUAAAGCUUGUUUCAUGGGGCUGUAUGCUGCUUUGAACAAAAAAAAUGAAAUAUUAAAGAUGUUCGGGGAUUCAACUUUAGUCAUUUAUCAAUUAAAAGGUGAAUGGGAAAUAAGGGAUUCCAAACUUAUCCCCUAUCAUAAAUAUAUUUUAAAGCUAUGCAAACGGUUUAAAAUAAUUAGGUUUGAACAUUUACCUUGGGAAGAAAACCAGAUUGUAGAUGCCUUGGCUAUCUUGGCCACAAUGGUACAGAUUGGUGACAUUACAGAGAUUCAGCCUAUCAAAUUGGAUAUAAAAAAUAUGCCAGUACAUUAUGCCAACUUAGAAGAAGAGGAGGAUGAUCGUCCCUGGUGCACAGUGGUGUAUGUGGAGCACAUGCAAAUGGACACAUGA
Durio zibethinus is the source of this 702-nucleotide messenger RNA. The record is from RefSeq and is a predicted model, not a curated record. Lineage: Eukaryota; Viridiplantae; Streptophyta; Magnoliopsida; Malvales; Malvaceae.